Messenger RNA from Closterium sp. NIES-65, 1035 nucleotides. The record is from the annotation of a GenBank genome assembly. NCBI's taxonomy places the organism in Eukaryota, Viridiplantae, Streptophyta, Zygnematophyceae, Desmidiales, Closteriaceae.
AUGGUACCUCUUGAGAACGAUGAAUCGGUUGCAACAGGCCUUGCUGUCCCGGCCUGGCAGCAGCCCCGCGUUGAGAACGGCCCUCCACUGCCUCGUGCCGUGCGCUGCCACGUGCAGCAGCAGCUUGCGAUCCUCCUGACAGGCACACCUGCUCUGCUCUUAUUCCUCUUCCUUCCCCCCACCCCAAUUUCUCGCCAGUUCUCCCACCCAGCCGUCGCUCUUGCUCCUAUCCCGCCGUAUCCUCUCCCUCACUACCCACCUUCACCUCUCCUAUUCACCUCACAGUCACUCAGCCCCACACCGCGAUCUCCUCUUCCUUACCUCCCCUCCGUCGCCUCUCCCUCCUCCCCGAUGUCGCCUCUCCCUCCUCCCCGCCGUCGCCUCUCCCUCCUCCCCGCCGUCGCCUCUCCCUCCUCCCCGCCGUUGCCUCUCCCUCCUCCCCGCCGUCGCCUCUCCCUCCUCCCCGCCGUCGCCGCUCCAUCCUCCCCGCCGUCGCCUCUCCUUCCUCCCCGCCGUCGCCUCUCCCUCCUCCCCGCCGUCGCCUCUCCCUCCUCCCCGCCGUCGCCUCUCCCCCCUCCCCGCCGUCGCCUCUCCCUCCUCCUCGGCGUCGCCUCUCCCUCCUCCCCGCCGUCGCCUCUCCCUCCUCCCCGCCGUCGCCUCUCCCUCCUCCCCGCCGUCGCCUCUCCCUCCUCCCCGCCGUCGCCUCUCCCUCCUCCCCGCCGUCGCCUCUCCCUCCUCCCCGCCGUCGCCUCUCCCUCCUCCCCGCCGUCGCCUCUCCCUCCUCCCCGCCGUCGCCUCUCCCUCCUCCCCGCCGUCGCCUCUCCCUCCUCCCCGCCGUCGCCUCUCCCUCCUCCCCGCCGUCGCCUCUCCCUCCUCCCCGCCGUCGCCUCUCCCUCCUCCCCGCCGUCGCCGCUCCUUCCUCCCCGCCGUCGCCGCUCCUUCCUCCCCGCCGUCGCCUCUCCCUCCUCCCCGCCGUCCCCUCUCCCUCCACGCGGUUGCCUCUCCCUCCUCCCCGCCGUUGCCGCUCCCCCCUGA